UCGUAUCUGUUUUAGUCACAAAUUUCGUGCGACAGUAAUAUGAUAACAAUUAUGAUACAUAUUUUUUUUUUUUUCUUUAAAAUGUUGUUUGUGAUGCACCAAACACUGUAUUGACCAGUACUGCAAAACAAUCUAAAUGUCACAUCGGGUGUCUUGCUUGGUCUCGUGAGAAUAUGAAUCCACGCCCUCCAAACACGCGGGUUAUUCCUGCGGAAUGACAGUAAAUAGUGUAGCGGUAUAUGUGGGGCGGAGUCAGCGCGUCUAACUCCACAUCCAUCAGAAUAAUCUCCAGCUCAGGACCUGAACGGAUAAACCCUCAUGUUGAUGAGUGUGGAGGAGCAGGAAUGCAUGAACAUGGACACAGCGAUGCGGUGUUAUUGUAUUUAGGCCUGGAAGAGGAUCUUUGACCAUAUGGAUUUACUGCGCUUUAUGACAUGCUGAGCAAUGAAGGAUUCCGACAGCAAGUAACUUGAGCUGGACGCGCACAAUGAACUCAGCUCCUUAUGCAUAUGUGGAUAAACACGCUUCUAAUAGCAGGAUUUGAAUACCAAUAUACUGGACACGUGUCUUCCUUUGUUAGCCAGUGUUCUUCUUCAGUGCCUGUCCUGAGGAGCCUUUAUGAAUGACCCCCUUCAGUGACCUCCAUUGACUUUGCUGGAAAUGCUGAGGAGAGUAAUGGAUUUGUUCUUCUAUCUGCAUCCAUCCUCUUAUUGCCAGUGUGCCUGGAUGCAGAUGACUCCUCACAUACAGAGGAGACAGAGUGUGAUCAUUGUCAUAGUAACUGCUGGACUGAUAAAGCAACGUGCUGCAACUUGUGGCUAAAAGUCACAUUAUCACAUUAAUUGAAGAGCUACUGUUUUGAAUGAUUCCUUAUAUCCCAAUGGUGUGCUGUCAAAUCCUGCACAUCGGAAAAAAAAAAUCCAGUGCAGUAUAUUUUGCUAUUUUUGUAGGGCACUGUGAAGUUGGCCUUCUCUGUCAGGUACAGGGACUGCGGUACUAAUGUUGCCUAAAACAAAUGCAUCAACCUCAAGUUGCUUCAAUAAUUGACUCUGGUUGCUUGCUGGAGAGGGCCAGGCUCCAACCUCAUGGCAUGGGUCAAACUUUUUAAAAAGCCUGGAGGCAACAUGGCUGGUACAGGUACCUUGAGUGGAACAGGGCUGGGCAAGUCCUACCAGCCGGGCAGUAUGAUCUCUCUCGCUUUGACCAAAGGUCUUCUUAAUGAGCCAGGCCAGAACAGCUGCUUCCUUAACAGUGCUGUGCAGGUUCUUUGGCAGCUUGACAUCUUCAGGAGGAGUCUACGACACCUAUCUGGCCAUUUCUGCUUGGGCGAUGCCUGUAUUUUCUGCGCUUUAAAGAGCAUCUUCUGUCAGUUCCAGCAGAGUCGAGAGCGGGCUCUGCCGUCAGACACCCUGCGUCACGCUCUGGCCGAGACCUUUAAAGAUGAGCAGCGCUUCCAGCUGGGCCUCAUGGAUGAUGCAGCAGAGUGUUUUGAGAACAUUCUAGAAAGGAUACACCUGCACCUCGUUUCUGACUCAUCCACAGAAAUUUGUACUUCCAAAUCAUGCAUCACCCACCAGAAGUUUGCCAUGACUCUUUAUGAGCAGUUUGUUUGUCGUAGUUGUGGAGCAUCAUCAGACCCACUCCCUUUCACUGAGCUUGUGCACUAUGUGUCCUCCACAGCCCUCUGUCAACAAGUGGAGCGAAUCUUGGAGAAGACAGACAGACUGCGCUCAGACAUGUUUGGUGAACUGCUGCAGGCAGCCAACACCAUUGGAGAUCACCGCAACUGCCCUAGUAACUGUGGGCAGAGUAUCAAAAUCCGACGUGUGCUGAUGAACUGCCCAGAGAUCGUCACCAUUGGCUUUGUGUGGGACGCUGAACAGUCUGACCUCACUGAAGAUGUCAUCCGCUCUUUGGGCCCAAACCUCAAUCUUUCGGGGCUGUUUUAUAGAGUCACUGAUGAAAAUGCCAAGAAAAGAGAUCUCCACCUGGUGGGAAUGAUCUGUUACUCUAGUCGACAUUACCUAGCAUUCGCUUUUCACAGCAAGUCUUCCAAAUGGAUCUUUUUUGAUGAUGCAACCGUGAAAGAGAUUGGCUCCAAGUGGAAAGAUGUGGCAUCUAAAUGUAUCCGAGGUCACUUCCAGCCACUCCUCUUGUUCUAUGCCAACCCGGAUGGUACCGCAGUGUCUAAUGAGGACGCCCCCAGACAGACCACCAUGUGGUCCCGUUAUAACUCCCCCCUCAAUGGGAAAGGGACAGACACUCAGCUGUCAAGCUCUAAGAAACUAGACAGUGUGAGAGAUGUGAGUGCUGGUUCGCAACGAACAAAUCAGGGAUCCCAAAAAACACCAAUGCAGUCUUCAACCAAUCGUUUUAAAGUGCUUCCAGAAAGUCCCAGCAGGUUCCGAGAGUCUUCCAGAGAUUUUUCUCACCGAGGAGGACAGAGGAGAGAGAGUGAAAGAAGCUACCGAAGAUCAGACUCUCUCCAGCACAAAGCUGGGGGCGCUUGCUCUGACAGACGGAGCUUCUAAGGGCAACUUUUACACAGGAAAAAGUUUAAUACUGGCUAACCUCCAAAAUAACCACAAACCAUCUGUCCUAUUAAACAAGAUGCAGAAAGCAUAUAUCUGUUAAAAGAGGCUUAAUAUUCAUGUUAAAAUCAGUGUAACCUUAUGAAUGACUGAGUCUUACUAGCCUGUACAGUUGUUUUUGGUAACACUUUACAAUAAGAUUCCAUUUGAUAACAUUAGUUAACAUGAAUUAACAAUUCAAAAUACUUCAAAUGUUAAUUUCAACAUUAUUAAAAUCAAAAGUUGUGUCUGUUAAUAUUAUUUAGUGUACCUGAGCUAACAUGAACUAACAAUGAAUGAACUAACACUUUAUUAAGUGACAUUAAAAAAGAUAAUACUAUAGCAAAUGUAUUGCUUACUGUUAAUUAUAGUGAGUGCAAUAACUAAUGUUAUCUAAUGGGACCUUAUUUGUAAAGUGUUACCUUUUUUCAGUUAAGUUAAAGCAAAAUAAUAAUACAUUUUUUUAUCUCUCAUACUUAUACAUAUAGAUAACACUUUAGAGCUUUCAUUAACUAAACUACUAAAUAUAUUACUACAUUACAUAGUACAUAGUGAAUUAUCUAACAUCAUUCAUGUGCAUUUACAUAAUUAGAAACAGCAUGAAACUAUAAUUUAUAUCUACUGUUCCCCCAAACACCAUUUAGACAUUUAAACAUUUCAGAAUGUAUUUACUUUAGAUAACAAAAUAUCAAACAAAGUGACAUGCUUAAAAAAAUUAUGUUGAUUUUUUUUUCCAGAAGUGACUGUUCUGAGCCAUUUAUAUCUAUUUAAAAAUGAACUGGUGUCAAGAUAUGACAUAUCCUCGAUCAUCUUCUCCCCCUGAAAAUGGCCCGAGGUUUCAUUCUGAUCAGAGACAGAGAACUCUCUCUUCACGAGUCUCUCGACCUGAGCAUUCAUCAGUACAUCCUCGUGUAUCACCCCAGGAGUC
This is a messenger RNA of Ctenopharyngodon idella (grass carp), 3498 nucleotides long. RefSeq names its product ubiquitin specific peptidase 53b (gene usp53b). The transcript has 14 exons. The record is from RefSeq and is a predicted model, not a curated record. The coding region runs from base 1086 to 2531 and encodes 481 amino acids. Gene Ontology annotation, cellular component: cell-cell junction. Gene Ontology annotation, biological process: response to auditory stimulus; protein deubiquitination; sensory perception of sound. Lineage: Eukaryota; Metazoa; Chordata; Actinopteri; Cypriniformes; Xenocyprididae. Gene Ontology annotation, molecular function: cysteine-type deubiquitinase activity.